Phanerochaete carnosa HHB-10118-sp is the source of this 210-nucleotide messenger RNA. RefSeq lists its product as uncharacterized. The record is from RefSeq and is a predicted model, not a curated record. The annotation marks the transcript as partial. The transcript has a single exon. NCBI's taxonomy places the organism in Eukaryota, Fungi, Basidiomycota, Agaricomycetes, Polyporales, Phanerochaetaceae.
AUUGCCAGAGAGAGCUACGAUGUAUACUUCCGUGAUGUCCUAGAGUGUAUUCGUGCACUCUACGGCGAGCCAGAGUUUGCUCGCCAUCUUAUCUUCUUACCUGAGCAGCACUAUGUGGACUCUGAUCAGACCAUGUGUCUCUUCUAUGACAUGCAUACUGGUAAAUGGUGGUGGGCAGUGCAAGUGAGCUAUUUUGAUAUUAUAUUCUAG